Messenger RNA from Alligator mississippiensis (American alligator), 3796 nucleotides. RefSeq names its product transient receptor potential cation channel subfamily C member 3 (gene TRPC3). Lineage: Eukaryota; Metazoa; Chordata; Crocodylia; Alligatoridae. Bases 211 to 2982 code for a protein of 923 amino acids. Gene Ontology annotation, molecular function: inositol 1,4,5 trisphosphate binding; store-operated calcium channel activity; protein binding. The record is from RefSeq and is a predicted model, not a curated record. Gene Ontology annotation, cellular component: membrane; cation channel complex. The transcript is spliced from 12 exons. Gene Ontology annotation, biological process: regulation of cytosolic calcium ion concentration; manganese ion transport; calcium ion transmembrane transport.
CGAGAGGCGCGGAGAGGAGAGGAGCGGAGCGGAGCUGGGCAGAGCGGACUCCCCCUCCUCCUUCUCCUGCGGCUCUCUCCUUCCUGCCGAGCCGGGGAGGAGCAGGAGGGGAGGGGAAGGGGCCCGGCCGUGCACGGGGUGGGCUGCCCGCCGCACACAGCCGCCUGGCAGGGGCAGCGCCGGCAGCGCCCGGCUUAGCGCAGCCUCGCCAUGUCCGGCAAGGGCAGGCGGGGCAAGGAGCAGGGGCGAGUGACCUUCCCCCAGCAGGGGGACGAGGAGGGCGCCGAGGAAGAGGAGCAGCAGCAGCGCCGCCGCCGGGGCUGGAGAGGCGUCAAUGGGGGGCUGGAGCCGGCGCAGCUGCAGCCGCCGCGGGCGGUGAAAACCCAGCGGGAGCCCUACGGCUGCUACCCGCCGUCGCCCCUGCCCUGCACUGGAUAUGUUGAAGGAAGUCCAUCUCUAAGGCGUAUGACAAUGAUGAGAGAGAAGGGAAGGCGGCAAGCUAUUAGAGGCCCAGCUUUCAUGUUCAACAACAGGGGUACAAGCCUUACUGCUGAAGAAGAGCGUUUUUUGGAUGCAGCAGAGUAUGGGAACAUUCCUGUAGUGCGCAAAAUGUUGGAGGAGUCAAAAACACUGAAUGUCAACUGUGUUGACUACAUGGGCCAAAAUGCCUUGCAGCUUGCUGUGGGUAAUGAGCAUUUGGAAGUGACAGAACUUCUAUUAAAAAAAGAGAACUUGGCACGAAUUGGAGAUGCCUUGCUGCUUGCAAUCAGCAAGGGGUAUAUCAGGAUAGUAGAAGCAAUUUUGAAUCAUCCUGGUUUUGCAGCAAAUAAGCGACUGACUCUAAGCCCCUGUGAGCAGGAGCUCCAGGACGAUGAUUUUUAUUCCUAUGAUGAAGAUGGCACCCGCUUUUCUCCUGAUAUCACCCCAAUCAUUUUAGCUGCUCACUGCCAGAAAUACGAGGUUGUACACAUGUUGUUACUGAAAGGAGCAAGGAUAGAGAGACCUCAUGACUAUUUCUGCAAAUGCAAUGACUGCACUGAAAAGCAAAAGCAUGAUUCUUUUAGUCACUCCAGGUCAAGGAUAAAUGCCUAUAAAGGGUUGGCUAGUCCUGCCUACCUGUCCCUCUCCAGUGAAGAUCCAGUUCUCACUGCUCUAGAACUCAGCAAUGAGCUUGCUAAGUUGGCCAACAUUGAAAAAGAAUUCAAGAAUGAUUAUCGCAAGCUGUCUAUGCAAUGCAAAGAUUUUGUGGUUGGUGUCCUUGAUCUCUGCCGUGACUCUGAAGAGGUAGAGGCCAUAUUAAAUGGGGACUUGAAUUCUGAGCCAGUUGAAGUGCAGAGGCAUCGAGCUUCGCUGAGUCGUGUAAAACUAGCCAUUAAGUAUGAAGUAAAAAAGUUUGUGGCCCAUCCAAACUGUCAGCAACAGCUGUUGACUAUCUGGUAUGAAAAUCUCUCAGGAUUACGGGAACAGACCAUAGCUAUCAAGUGUCUAGUUGUGCUGGUUGUUGCUUUGGGCCUUCCGCUUCUUGCCAUUGGUUAUUGGAUUGCACCAUGUAGCAGGCUUGGAAAAAUUCUCCGAAGUCCAUUUAUGAAAUUUGUGGCACAUGCUGCAUCCUUCAUUAUUUUCCUGGGCCUGUUGGUGUUCAAUGCCUCAGACAGAUUUGAAGGCAUAACAACGCUACCAAAUGUCACUGUUACUGAUUACCCUAAACAGAUCUUUAGGGUCAAGACUACCCAGUUCACCUGGACAGAGAUGCUGAUCAUGAUAUGGGUACUUGGUAUGAUGUGGUCAGAAUGCAAAGAGCUCUGGCUAGAGGGACCCAGGGAAUAUAUAUUGCAGUUAUGGAAUGUUUUGGAUUUUGGGAUGUUGUCCAUUUUCAUUGCUGCUUUCACAGCCAGGCUUCUAGCUUUUUUGCAGGCCACAAAAGCACAGCAAUACGUGGACAGUUACAUUGAGGAGAGUGAUCUCUCUGUGGUCACACUUCCACCAGAAAUAGAAUAUUUUACUUAUGCCAGAGACAAAUGGCUCCCGUCUGAUCCACAGAUAAUAUCUGAAGGCCUUUACGCCAUAGCUGUCGUGCUGAGUUUCUCUCGGAUUGCAUAUAUCCUGCCUGCAAAUGAGAGUUUUGGGCCCUUGCAGAUUUCACUUGGAAGGACUGUAAAGGACAUUUUCAAGUUUAUGGUCCUUUUCAUUAUGGUAUUUCUUGCAUUUAUGAUCGGGAUGUUUAUACUGUACUCCUACUAUCUUGGAGCUAAAGUAAACCCUGCUUUUACAACAGUUGAAGAAAGUUUCAAGACUUUGUUUUGGUCGAUAUUUGGUUUGUCUGAAGUGACUUCAGUUGUCCUUAAAUAUGAUCAUAAAUUCAUUGAGAAUAUUGGCUAUGUUUUGUAUGGCAUAUACAACGUAACAAUGGUUGUAGUUCUGCUCAACAUGUUGAUUGCUAUGAUCAACAGCUCAUACCAAGAAAUUGAGGAUGACAGUGAUGUGGAGUGGAAAUUUGCUCGCUCUAAACUCUGGUUAUCUUACUUUGAUGAUGGAAAAACAUUACCCCCUCCAUUCAGUCUUGUACCAAGCCCAAAGUCUUUCGUCUAUUUCAUCAUGAGAAUCAUUAACUUUUCUAAGUGCAGAAGGAGAAGGUUGCAGAAAGAUAUCGAAAUGGGAAUAGGUAACUCCAAGUCUAGGUUAAACCUCUUCACUCAGUCUAACUCAAGGGUUUUCGAAUCACACAGUUUUAACAGCAUUCUCAAUCAGCCAACACGCUAUCAGCAAAUCAUGAAAAGACUUAUAAAACGUUAUGUUUUGAAAGCACAAGUGGACAAAGAAAAUGAUGAAGUAAAUGAAGGUGAACUAAAGGAAAUCAAACAAGAUAUCUCCAGUCUUCGCUAUGAACUUUUGGAGGACAAGUCCCAAGCAACAGAAGAACUUGCAAUCCUAAUACAUAAACUCAGUGAGAAACUAAACCCCAAUAUGUUGAGAUGUGAAUGAUUCUAGAAAUGAUCCUUGGCUUCAACUACAGCACAACUGUUUAUUGGCAAUAAUAUUUCUGAGUAUCUUAUACUUGAAAAAUAUAUUGUAGAUUUUUAGCACUAAAUAACUUUAUGUAGAGCUUCUUUGAAAUUUAACCUUAGGAAAUUUUAUUAAUUUACCACACAAAAAUACUCUGUUCAUUUUAAAUGUACUGAAAUGUAAGAACUCUCAUGACAUUGUUUGCAUUUAUUCAGCAGGAGAGUACAAAUGUAUCUGAAGAAUUAUUUCAUUGCUGUAUUUCAACAGUUUUAUGAACAAACUUUGAAAAUUAUUUGCACUUUACAAUUUGCAAAAACAAAACAAAGAAACAUAAAUAAAAUCUACAGAAUGCACUGCAUAGUACGCUAUUCCCUGAAACAACUGGUAUGAGCAAGAUAUACUAUACAAGGAAUAACCAGGUGGGCCAUGGUAAAGGAUUGCUCAAAUGUCUUUUAUCAAUGCUAAGAGUUAUAGUUGAAGAAUAGGCACUUGAAAGUUUAAAAAUAGAUAUCAAAGUCUGAAUAUAAUUUUAACAACACUGUUUAACAUACAAAUACUGUAGUUUGUUUCAUAAUAUGGCAGACUGUUUGCUUUCAAUGCUGGGGCCUAGAGAUCCUUUUUUUAAACAAAGCAACUUUUGAAUGUAAUGUGAACUGUCAAAAGCUACACUUUCAUGUGGUAGAGAUGAUUUUUUUAAAUUCAGAUUCUAUGCAGAGCUGGUAUUUUGUUACACUGUUCUAAAUGAUGCCUCUGAUGCUUACUUGUUAAAUAAAAAAAUUCAUAUUUAAAUGAC